Molecule: messenger RNA, 2143 nt
Organism: Harmonia axyridis
Lineage: Eukaryota; Metazoa; Arthropoda; Insecta; Coleoptera; Coccinellidae
Product: angiotensin-converting enzyme-like
Exons: 1
Coding region: 72-1925 (617 amino acids)
Biological process (GO): proteolysis
Cellular component (GO): plasma membrane
Molecular function (GO): peptidyl-dipeptidase activity; metallopeptidase activity
Source: RefSeq, a predicted model, not a curated record
CCUGUCAUUUAUUGACGCUUUUCAUUUCCUGAUUUUGUCUAUAUAUUACGUAAUUUUUUGUUAAAACUUGUAUGUCGAAAAUCCCAAAUCUCCUAAUUUUUAUAACGUUAAUAAAGUUAACCGAUUUCUCUCACAGAAGAUAUGCAAAGUACAAUGCGUACUAUUUAUUCGAAGAGAGAAAAGGUAGGAGAUUCAUAGAGAUUAUAAACGAAGCAUCAGCGAAAGACGAAAAUAAAUUACAGCAAGCAGAAUGGAAUUAUGCUACAAACCUUACAGACGAAAACUUACACAAAAAAUUAGCAGUAGUCGCUGAGAUCGCUGAAAGAACCAAAAGGAGAUGGACAAAAUUGAUGAGGAUAAGAUGGAACACAUUCUGGGAUAUCGAUCUGAAAAGACAAUUCAAGCUCUAUUCAGUUCUUGGUGUCUUCGCACUCCCCAGACCGUGUCUGGCAAGAUACAACGAAAUAGUGGGAAGAAUGGAGAAAAUAUAUUCAACUAACACUAUCUGUGAUUAUCAAGAUAAUACUAAGUGUAACCUGACCUUAGAAAAUGAAAUCGCUGAGAUUUUGAAAUCAUCCAGGAACGAGCCAGAGUUGAAACAUGUAUGGUUGAGUUGGAGGAAUGGAAUAGGACCAAGAGUAAAAAAUCUAUACACGGAAUACGUUCAUUUGUGCAACAAAGCGGCCCAUUUGAAUAAUUUCGAUAAUAACGCGGAGAUGUGGUUGGAUAGAUACGAGGAUAGCAACAUCAAAGCGAAGUUUAUGGUAUUAUGGAAUGAUAUUAAGCCGCUCUACCUGCAAAUUCACGCUUACACUAGGUUCCAUCUGAAGCAGAUCUAUGGAGACGUUGUGGACGAACAGGGUGCCAUUCCAGCUCACUUGUUGGGCAAUAUGUGGGCUCAAUCCUGGGAGAACAUUGCGACAGAUUUCCUGCCAUACCCAGACAGAACGAUGACGGAUAUUACUAUAAAAUUAAUAGAGCAGAAAUACACACCGCUGAAAAUGUUCAAGACGGCGGAGGAGUUUUUUGUUUCCAUCAAUAUGUCGGCUAUGCCUCCCCUCUUUUGGAAUAAUUCAAUAAUAGAGAAACCUUGCGAUCGUGAUAUAAUAUGCCAUGGUUCUGCCUGGGAUUUUGCGAACGGUAAAGAUUUUCGGAUAAAAAUGUGCACCAGGGUGACAGAGGAAAAUUUCUUCGUCAUACACCACGAAAUGGGCCAUAUUGAGUAUUAUAUCCAGUAUAAGGACCAACCUUUUCCAUUCAGAUCAGGCGCCAAUCCAGGUUUUCACGAGGCUAUAGGAGAUCUCAUCACUCUGUCUGUGAAGUCACCCUGCCAUCUACCUAAAUUGAACAUGUCUUCCAAUGGCUUUGGCGAUCCAGAAGGCUUUAUGAACAACUUAUUCAUGUUAGGGAUGACUAAGAUCGUUCUCCUGCCCUUUGCGUACAUCGUUGAUCUCUGGAGGUGGGAAAUAUUCGCCGGGAAAAUCACACCCGACAACUACAACCGCAGGUGGUGGGAACUUCGCAGGGAAUUCCAAGGGGUUGCACCGCCAGUCGCCAGAUCAGAAUGCGACUUCGAUCCAGUUUCCAAGUACCACGUGGCAGCAGACACGCCCUACAUAAGGUACUUCGUUAGUUUCGUCAUCCAGUUCCAGUUUCAUAAGGCGAUCUGUGAAGCGGCAGGCCAGUAUAGAAAAGGGGACCCGAACAAAGAACUUUAUAUGUGCGAUGUUUAUCAGAAACCAGCGGCAGGUAAUCUUUUGAAGAAGAUGUUGCAGAUGGGGGCUUCGAGACCAUGGCCAGAUGCCAUGGAAGUGUUGACAGGACAGAAAGAGAUGGAUGCAAGUGCACUGAUGGAAUUCUUCAGACCGUUGUAUGUCUGGUUGGAAAGACGCAAUAGGGAGAAUUGUGUAUUUGUGGGAUGGUGAAUCUACGAGGCUGGAGAAAAGAAAUGAAAGUACAUCCCAUCUCAUGCUGAGUUGCUUCCAUCGAAGAAUUAAUCACGGGUGUCAUGUCAAGAAUUGAUUUCGGAAAGACCUCUUAUCAUCCAUGAUUCCUGGUAAUCAUUGCUAAUUUUAAGUUUCAUAAUAUAUCUAUUUAUAUUGAUGUAAUAUUUGCUAUAAAAUAUAAUACAUACUAGCAUUAA